CCCACCUCUCCACCACAGCUCUCCGUGUUCUGUUGCUCAAGAACUUCCUUGUGACACGCCCGACGCACCUCUUCCCGUUUGCUGGAAUCUACUACCGAAGUUCGCUGAAGUCGACUCGGAAACACGCACGCACGGAGCUGUCAGCCCUAGACUACACCGCAGCAGUCAUAGACGCUCUCUAUUGGUGCGCGAGGAACAACCCGGCAGCAGGGCUGGGAUACCAGGAGGAAGGGUGCAGGAGCGUUCGACGACCAUCGCCGUUAAAGUGCGCCAGCUGAACUAGCUGCUUGCAUCAUGGGAAAGAAGCUUACUUUCAACGACGAGAAGAGGGACAAUGGGCCGGGGGUGCUGCAGACGCUGGUGGUAACCGGGAGAUCACUGGGAGCGGCGGGGUUCGGGUGGGCACAGUGGGCGGCGAAAAAGACGGGGCGAACGGGCUGGGUGCUUCUGACAACAGCCGUCGUCACUCUUGUGCCUCUAGUCUUCGAGAUCACUCGGGAAGCACAGCUUAUCGAGCAGGAGAAGAUUCAUAUUAACGCUCUGCUGGCGGAGGGGAAAACGCGCCAGGAGAUCGCACAGAUGGGGCUGUACUCGGCGCUCGACCCCAACGUCAUGGGUCCCGAGGCAUCGUAACUGCUGGCUGUUACUUUUUUUUUCCUUUUCUUGUCCCGUGUGUCACUCAAUCCUUGAUGUUUUUUUCUCUGGGGGGG
This is a messenger RNA of Ectocarpus sp. CCAP 1310/34, 710 nucleotides long. The record is from the annotation of a GenBank genome assembly. NCBI's taxonomy places the organism in Eukaryota, Phaeophyceae, Ectocarpales, Ectocarpaceae.